AUGCCAUCGGAUAGCAACACUAGAGCUUCUACCUCUCACGAAGAACAUGGAAAUGGCCGUCGAAGCGGUCGCAGUAGUGACCGUGACCGUGGCGGACGCGGUGGCUGGAGGCCCAGAAGAUGCCGGUUCUGUGGCCACAGGGGCCAUUUAAUCGCGACCUGCUACCUAUACCGCGGGAUAGAAAUACUGGGAGCCAGACGCGUUGCGGUCGAAUGGCGACAGAGACUUCAGCGCCGCCACUACCGUCACCGUCAGCAGUAUCAGCGCCAGAGUCAGCACUACCAAGCCCGCCAUCACCAAGAUCACCACAAUCACAACCAGCAGCAUCAGCACCAGCAGCAAGCGCAGGAGCAUUCGGAACUGCAAGAACAGCAGGAACAGCAGCAGGAACAGUAA
Molecule: messenger RNA, 396 nt
Organism: Aspergillus eucalypticola CBS 122712
Lineage: Eukaryota; Fungi; Ascomycota; Eurotiomycetes; Eurotiales; Aspergillaceae
Exons: 5
Coding region: 1-396 (131 amino acids)
Source: RefSeq, a predicted model, not a curated record